Molecule: messenger RNA, 3507 nt
Organism: Lontra canadensis (Northern American river otter)
Lineage: Eukaryota; Metazoa; Chordata; Mammalia; Carnivora; Mustelidae
Gene: HS2ST1
Product: heparan sulfate 2-O-sulfotransferase 1
Exons: 7
Coding region: 416-1489 (357 amino acids)
Cellular component (GO): membrane
Molecular function (GO): heparan sulfate 2-sulfotransferase activity
Source: RefSeq, a predicted model, not a curated record
GGCGCAGUCGCAGCCGCAGCACUGGCGGAAGAGCGCGCGGCCGCGAGCAAAGGAGGGAGGGAAGGAAGGAAGAGAAGGAGGCGGGCAGGCAGGCGGGCGCGGGGGUCGGGGACUGAGGCUGUAGACAGGCGAGAGCCCGGCAUCCGCUUCGCGCUGUGUUUGCUGCGCGGGCUUUUGGAGGGGGCGGCCGUUGAGUCGGUCCAGGAGAAGCGGGCACUGGCGGCGUUGGUACUGGCGCCUGGGGGCGGGGGACUGGGUCGGCGAGAAGGGGGGGGGUCGCUGCGGUGGUUCUCUCGCUGUCGCGCUCUCCCUGCCUUUCUCCCCGCUCGGUGGGCUGCCCCCCGGCGUCUCACUCGCCUCCGGGGCCCCGCUCCCCGCCCCCCGCGGUAUGUCUUGAUCCCGAGCAGCGGGUUUCAUGGGGCUCCUUAGGAUUAUGAUGCCGCCCAAGUUACAGCUGCUGGCGGUGGUGGCCUUCGCAGUGGCGAUGCUCUUCUUGGAGAACCAAAUCCAGAAACUGGAGGAGUCCCGAUCAAAGCUAGAAAGGGCAAUUGCAAGACAUGAAGUUCGAGAAAUUGAGCAGCGACAUACGAUGGAUGGCCCUCGGCAAGAGGCCAUGCUGGAUGAGGAAGAGGACAUGGUGAUCAUUUAUAACAGAGUCCCCAAAACUGCAAGCACCUCCUUUACCAAUAUUGCCUAUGAUCUGUGUGCAAAGAAUAAGUAUCAUGUUCUUCACAUCAACACUACCAAAAAUAAUCCAGUGAUGUCACUACAAGACCAGGUACGCUUUGUAAAGAAUAUAACUUCCUGGAAAGAGAUGAAACCAGGGUUUUAUCAUGGACAUGUUUCUUAUUUGGAUUUUGCAAAAUUUGGUGUGAAGAAGAAGCCAAUUUACAUUAAUGUCAUAAGGGAUCCUAUCGAGAGGCUAGUUUCUUACUAUUACUUUCUGAGAUUUGGAGAUGAUUAUAGACCAGGGUUAAGAAGACGAAAACAAGGAGACAAAAAGACCUUUGAUGAAUGUGUGGCGGAGGGCGGCUCAGACUGUGCUCCGGAGAAGCUCUGGCUUCAAAUCCCGUUCUUCUGUGGCCACAGCUCGGAAUGCUGGAAUGUGGGAAGCAGGUGGGCUAUGGAUCAAGCCAAGUAUAACCUAAUUAAUGAAUACUUUCUGGUGGGAGUCACUGAAGAACUUGAAGAUUUUAUCAUGUUGCUGGAGGCAGCUUUGCCCCGGUUUUUCAGGGGCGCUACAGAACUCUACCGGACAGUAGGAAAGAAAUCUCAUCUUAGGAAAACCACGGAGAAGAAACUCCCAACUAAACAAACCAUUGCAAAACUGCAGCAAUCUGACAUUUGGAAAAUGGAGAACGAGUUCUAUGAAUUUGCCCUGGAGCAGUUCCAGUUCAUCAGAGCCCACGCUGUACGGGAAAAAGACGGAGACCUCUACAUCCUCACACAAAACUUUUUCUAUGAAAAGAUUUACCCUAAGUCGAACUGAGUACAAGGUGUGACUGUUAGGUUCUUGAACUAAAACUUAAACCUUGUCUUCACCUCAGCCCCACAAGUCGGGUUGCUGAUGGGUGUGAGAGACAGUGUGUGUUGAGCCGAGUUAGGGAGCAGUAACACCUGGGAAGUAGAUGCUGACUGGUAAGUUUCAGUGGCCUCAGAGGUUUCACUUUCAGCCUUUUUCUCUUUUUCCUCUUUUUUCUUCUUCUUUUUUCCUGGUUAAAUUUUGGUGGGAGUUAUAACCUCCUGCCUGGAAAAAGCCUACACAUCGCCUAAAAUUAACACAUAGUGGGUCUAAUUGGAGGCUAAAUACAAUUUCAAACCUAAGUUCUGAUAGUGUCUUUUGGACAAAACAUUUUUUCCCCAGCUAACCAUGAAUGAAGAUUAAUCCAUUUGCUGCUUCCGCCUUCACCUGGAGGUUUUGGGUCAUACACCUCUACUGAAUAGUGUUACUGUUUGGCAGUGUGUGCUUUGUUUUUGUGAAUCAUGUCUCAUGCAAUUUAUUGGAAUGUUUGAUCCUAUUUGCUAAGAAUGUUUCUGCCGUAGUUGGAAUUGCCCACAUUUAUGUAGGUCGUUUUAAUAUUCUUUAAAAAAACUGAUCAUUAGUGUUAAAAACCAAUUUUAAAAGAGUCAAAGCAGUAUUUCUGAUUCAUGUCUUUCUAGUAUCUAAGACUGGGGAGACACUUCAAGGAAUGUUGACAUUGUCUGGAGUUUUAGUUAAGGCUUCCACACUUUCAUGUCAGAAAAGUAAGUUUAGUAUUUGUUCCUCCAUGGGUUAUUUGUAGAGCAUAUACUGACAUUUUGGUGAUUCCAUAUUCUAACUCCAUUAGUGAGCUGUGGUAUGGGUAGGAUUUUCCUACUUCUUCUGUACUUUUACUUGUAGACUAUUUUUACUAAGGUGCUUUAUAAUGUGUUUUAAAAGCAUUGCAUUUACAAAAAAAAAAAAGAAAAGGAAAAUGCUGUAAAUAUUGCAUAUUUUAUGUAUUUGGACCAAAUGGUUAUAAGUUAAUUAGGUAAAAGUGGUUUUGCACCAGUUUUAUUAUGUCAAGUAAAAUCAUCAGACCUACUGUUCUUGUAGUUCUCAAUUAACUUUACUGUUAAACAUCACUGAAAUGGACUUCAGUAACCUUUCAAUUUUGAUACACAGAACAUUAUUCGUAAUUGGGGGCAGUAAUUCAAGUGGGAAGAGUACUGGCCAAGGAGUCAGAAAAUCUGAUUUCUGGUCCUGGCUCUGCCACUUAUCCUUAUCAGCUGUGUGAUCUUGGGCAAGUCACUUAACCUCUCUUUGCCUCAAUUUCCUCAUCUUGAAAUGAGGAGACUAAUACCUGCUGUACCUACCUCACAGGGGUGUUGUGAGGAAUAAACGAGACGGCACGUGAAAGCACUUUGGAAUCUGCUAAUGCGCUGUAGAAACGUAAGGGGUGAUGGAAACAUCGAUCACGUACAGUUCCGUACCAUUCAUUUUUUAACAAAGUAAGGGAAAAGUCCCCUUCUAAGCUGGUGGAAAAAAAUGGUUAAUUUUGGUAUAAAUUUGUGUUUGAUAAAUAUCUUCUCUGUUUUAUCUUCCCUGUUUCAACAACUAUGGAAAUACGAAACACCUGUGAACUCUUAAAGAUUCAUGAACAGCUGCUUGAGUUCAGGAGGUUCCCUGUUUGAAAAAGACUUCAUUAGCUGACUCAGGGCAGGAGAAAAUAUGCUCUUCAAAUUUGAGAGAUUGGUCUGUUUUUAUUUUACGUUACCAUUCAGAAAUGGUAGCUAUUUUGUACCUCUGGUUUUUAAGAUAUAUUUUGCAGAGUUUAAUUUCCCUGUACCAUCUUACCCUUCUUAGAGUAACAGAUAAAGUAUUUUAGGAAUAUUUUCUAAAAGAAUAAUCUUUACUAUGUUUAGUUUAAAUAAAUACUGUUCCUGAACAAGACCUCACCAAACUAGGUAAAUAAACAUUUUUAGGCAGGCUGCUUUAAAGGUUAUUAAUUGUAUGGGAGGUGAGGAGGGAGCAUGACUUACCAAAAA